Molecule: messenger RNA, 1680 nt
Organism: Penicillium canariense
Lineage: Eukaryota; Fungi; Ascomycota; Eurotiomycetes; Eurotiales; Aspergillaceae
Gene: aspE
Product: septin
Exons: 2
Coding region: 1-1680 (559 amino acids)
Biological process (GO): cytoskeleton-dependent cytokinesis
Cellular component (GO): microtubule cytoskeleton; cytosol; cell division site
Molecular function (GO): molecular adaptor activity; GTPase activity; GTP binding
Source: RefSeq, a predicted model, not a curated record
AUGGCAACACCCACCAGCCGCGCGCCUUCCGAUGCGCCGGCCAUCCCUGAGAACGGCCAAUCGCUCAACGCGCGUCGUACCUCGCUUGGUUUCCUUCGCCGUUCCAAAUCCACCGAGCCCCUUGGUGAACGCAAGCCGUCGGGCAGCCGCAAGAAGAUGUCCAAGACCCAGGCCAUGGAAGAGGAGCUCCGCCGUCAGCGCGAAUCUUACGCCCCCAAGAGCGCCCCCCGCUUACCGGAUCUUUCCCCCACUCCACAACUGGAGACCUUUGGUGGUGAAGGGCGUGACAACUUGGCUCCGCCGCCUGCCAUACCUCGUCCGCACUCAGGCUUCGCGGCUCCCGCCAUGUCGUUCAACUCACCCGGUGAUGCAGUCGAUCCGUACGCUCGCACUGAGAGCAUGACACAUCGCGGCCGCUACAGUUAUGCCAGCAGUGCUGUCAGCACUGUCAACAGCCCCCGUCGCAUCCGUCGCCGGAAGGAUCCCACUCCUUACAAUGUGCUGGUUGUUGGCGCCCGCAACUCCGGCAAGACGGAGUUCCUCAACUUCUUGCGCAAGGCACUGACCAUGCCCCCGCACAAACACCCGUCUCGCAGUCCCGAGGAGCUGGAAGAGCUGGAGCGCCAGACCUCCGCCUACGAAGGGUUCACCUCGCAGUAUCUGGAGACCGAAAUUGACGGAGAGCGGGUUGGACUGACCUUGUGGGAUUCCAACGGCCUCGAGCGUAACAUUGUCGAUCUGCAGAUGCGCGCCGUCACGGGCUUCCUGGAGAGCAAGUUCGAGGAGACACUCGCGGAGGAGAUGAAGGUGGUGCGCUCUCCCGGCGCGCGCGACACCCACAUCCACUGCACAUUCCUGCUGCUGGACCCCGUUCGCCUGGACGAAAACAUCGCUGCUGCUGCGCGUAUUGCCAACGGCAACCCCAAGGCCACCGAUGCUCCCGUGGUUGGCGUGCUGGAUCAGAACCUGGAUCUGCAGGUGUUGCGAACCAUUCUGGGCAAGACCACCAUUGUGCCGGUCAUCAGCAAGGCGGACACCAUCACCGCCACCCACAUGGGAUACCUUCGCAAGGCCGUUUGGGAUAGCCUCAAGCAGGCUAACAUCGACCCGCUGGAGAUUUUGACUUUAGAGGACCAGGAGGAGUAUACUUCCUCAGAGAGCGCGGACGAGGAGGAGUCUGCGCAGGGAGACAUAAUCGAGACCCCGGCCGAGCCCACCGAGUCUACACCAGAAGAAGCCAGCGAAUCCAAGGAGGAGCAGACCGACACCCUGGUCGAGACCGAGGAGACGAAGCUGGAGCAGCCGCAGCCGCCCGUUCCCAGUGCGCCCGCGCCGCGCAGUCAAAGCCCUCGUGGCGCGCAGAUCGUCAACCCGCACGUUCCCUUUUCCAUCCUCUCGCCAGACCCGCAUUCCUUGGCCUCUGGGGAAGAGCCGGUCGGACGUCGGUUCCCGUGGGGCUUCGCCGAUCCAUACAAUGCUGAGCACUGCGACUUUGUGCGUCUGAAGGACUCGGUGUUUAGUGAGUGGCGGUCCGAGCUGCGCGAGGCCAGCCGGGUGAUCUGGUACGAGCGCUGGAGAACCAACCGCCUCAACCGCAACGGCCAACCUGCGCCGCUGCCGUCCAAGGCGAGAUCUAGCGGUCGCAUGGGACCGAUCUACAAUGGUCGCCGCACGCGAUAA